Messenger RNA from Knipowitschia caucasica, 1167 nucleotides. Lineage: Eukaryota; Metazoa; Chordata; Actinopteri; Gobiiformes; Gobiidae. The record is from the annotation of a GenBank genome assembly.
AUGCAGACUUUUCUCAAAGGCCGACGAGUCGGCUACUGGCUCAGUGAGAAGAAACUCAAGAAACUCAAUUUCCAAUGUUUCGCGGAUAUGUGCAGGAAAAGAGGAAUUGAAGUUGUGCAGCUGGAUUUGAGUCAGCCGCUGGAGGAGCAGGGCCCUCUGGACGUCAUCAUCCACAAACUGACCGAUUUGAUAUUGGAGGCCGACCAGAACGACUCCCAGGCCAUGCUGCUGGUGCAGAGGGUACAGGACUACAUCGAUGCACACCCCAAGACCAUUGUCCUGGACCCGCUGCCGGCCAUCCGGACCCUGCUGGACCGCUGCAAGUCCUACCAGCUGGUGCACCGGAUAGAAAACAGUAUGCAAGAUGACAGGAUCUGCUCUCCGCUCUUCAUGGUCCUGAACGGAGAGUGCAGUGCAGAUGUGCUCCGGCAGAUCCAGGAGCGGGGCCUCACAUUCCCUUUCAUUUGUAAGACUCGGGUUGCUCACGGUACCAACUCCCAUGAGAUGGCUAUUAUCUUCAAUGAGGAGGACCUGAAGGACGUGAAGCCGCCCUGUGUCAUCCAGAGCUUCAUCAACCACAAUGCGGUGCUAUACAAAGUCUUUGUGGUGGGAGACUCUCACACUGUGGUGGAGAGACCCUCCCUAAAGAACUUCCCCUCUGGACCUGCUGACCGAAAAGCCAUUUUCUUCAAUAGCCACAAUGUUUCCAAACCAGAGUCCUCCUCGGACUUGACCUCGAGGGACAAUGUAGAGGGCGUGUCCCAGCCCCCGAACACUGAGGUGAUCCGGGAACUGUGCCGCUCGCUGCGCCAGGCUCUGGGAGUGUCUCUGUUUGGUAUCGACGUCAUUAUCAACAACCAGACGGGCCAGCACGCAGUCAUCGAUAUCAACGCUUUCCCCGGUUAUGAGGGUGUGCCAGAAUUCUUCAAUGACCUGCUCAACCACAUCAGCAGCGUGCUCCAGAGUCAGAGUCCAGAGGCAGCUGCUGUGCCGGUGAGCAGCAGCCCCCCCGCCCAGGGCUGCUGUAGCCUCCUGGGCAAAGAAGCCAGUGGCCCCUGGAUUGUGGACGGAGAUAGUGGUCGUAAGGGUUCUUUGCAGAGACUGGGGUGUAACAACUUCCAACAGCACUGUGUGUCCACUAUUGCCACCAAGGCCUCGUCCCAAUGA